Messenger RNA from Seriola dumerili (greater amberjack), 3721 nucleotides. RefSeq names its product alpha-taxilin-like (gene txlna). The coding region runs from base 47 to 1666 and encodes 539 amino acids. The transcript has 11 exons. The record is from RefSeq and is a predicted model, not a curated record. NCBI's taxonomy places the organism in Eukaryota, Metazoa, Chordata, Actinopteri, Carangiformes, Carangidae. Gene Ontology annotation, molecular function: syntaxin binding.
CCUGCAGUUCACAGGCACAUUAGCUAUUUCCUCCUGGAGUCUGAAGAUGAAAAAGCAAGACACUGAUGAGUCUGCCACCCAAGGCAGUGAGGACUCUCCACUUACAGCAGAAGGGACUGAGUCGCCUCCAGCUGCAAAAGACAGCUCUGACAGCAACAGCCCCAAAGAGUCUGAACCACAGACCCCACAGACAGACACACCUCCGCAAGGGGAAGAGGCUGUAAGUGAAGUUGCAACAGCAGCACUGUCUAAGUGUGACAUGGCUGAGGAGCUGAGUCGUCAGUUAGAGGACAUCCUCAGCACCUACUGCCGGGAAAGCAUCUCAGACGAUGCCAGCGCCCUGCCCAAUGGCCAGUCACACAGCCUGGAGCUCAAUGGUCUGACCAAUGAGAAGGAAGACAGCAAGUCAGAGAAGGGCAAAGUCAAUGGAGGUGACAUUGGGGUGGAGAAGGAGCAGAAGAAGACUCAGGAGAAGAAGAAAGUGAAGGGUCUGGGUAAGGAGAUCACCCUCCUCAUGCAGACUUUGAACACACUGAGCACACCAGAGGAAAAGCUUGCAGGCCUCUGUAAGAAGUAUGCUGAACUGCUUGAAGAGCACCGCAACACCCAGAAGCAGAUGAGAGUGCUGCAGAAGAAGCAGAGCCAGCUGGUGCAGGAGAAAGACAACCUGAGGAACGAGCACAGCAAGGCCAUCCUGGCUCGCAGCAAGCUGGAGAGCCUCUGCAGGGAGCUGCAGAGACACAACCGCACACUCAAGGAAGAAGGGAUGCAAAGAACGCGUCUAGAGGAGGAGAAAAGGAAGGAGGUGACCUCUCAUUUCCAGGUGACGCUGAAUGACAUCCAGACUCAGAUGGAGCAGCACAAUGAAAGAAAUGCCAGCCUCCGGCAGGAGAACACCGAGCUGGCUGAGAAACUGAAGAAACUUUAUGAGCAGUACAAAUUACGGGAAGAGCACAUAGACAAAGUGGUGAAGCACAAAGACCUGCAGCAACAGCUGGUGGACGCCAAGCUGCACCAGGCUCAGGAGCUGCUGAAGGAGUCGGAGGACCGCCACGACAGAGAGAAAGACUUUCUGCUGAAAGAAGCUGUGGAAUCUCAAAGGAUGUGUGAGCUGAUGAAGCAGCAGGAAGUUCACCUCAAACAGCAGCUGUCACUGUACACAGAGAAGUUUGAAGAGUUCCAGACAACUUUGUCCAAGAGCAACGAAGUCUUCACCACUUUCAAACAGGAGAUGGAGAAGAUGACUAAAAAGAUCAAAAAGCUGGAGAAGGAGACGGCCAUGUAUCGAUCCAGAUGGGAGAGCAGCAACAAGGCUCUUCUGGAGAUGGCAGAGGAGAAAGCUGUGCGGGACCGGGAGUUUGAGGCUCUUCAGGGUAAAGUCCAGCGGCUGGAGAAACUGCGGCGGGCGCUCAAAGUUGAGCGGAACGAGCUCAACAAGAAGGUCCAGAACCUCAGUGGUCAGCAAGGUGGCACCGCAGGAGCCCCCACCUCCGACCCAGGGACUGACUCCCCCUCUCCACCACCUACAGACUCUCUGCUGGAGCCCAGCGCCUGUCCCGUUCCGGACACCACCCCCUGCUCCCACUCCUGCCACUGUGACCCAGAACUGGACACAGAGCCCCUAGUAAAAGAGGCAAACGCUCAGCCUGUCAGCGUGCAGGAAUGAAGCUACGCUGCUCACAGAUCUCCACUCCCCCCCCUUCAGCAUCAAGCCACCAAAAGAUAAGCCACCAGCCUGCAAGCCGCUACUCCUCUGCUGGAAGAAGCUGACGUUAAACACUGGUCCAGGAGCAGAUCAGAAAGUCACACCUUCAUAUAUUUUAGGCAGAAUAUCUGAUCAACUUUUGAUGGAGGGAUUAACUUGUUUCCUCCCACUAUCCUGUGCAGGCUUCAUAAGGUGAUGAAAAGAUUGUGCCUCAUCUGUCAGCACAUUUACAUGCACAUUAUGAAUCAGUAACUGUGAAUGAUUUGAUUAAGAUAAUAGUAUGAUUAAAGCAUUUACAUGCUUUGCAAUAAGCCAAUUUCCCACUAUAAUCAGAUUUUCAUGAUUCAUUUAUUAUUCCUCGAGCAUGCCUGGCAGCCUACAGGAAAAAUAGAGAAAGACCAACGAAUUUUGCGUUUCUUUUUCAAAUUGGUGAAUCAUUUUAUUUAUUAGUUACAAAAUAAAAGCUCCAAAUAAAGUCUCAGAUAUCCAUUCCCAGAAAUCAUACUAAAGGUGUAUACAUAUCAGAGUAAAUUAGAAGAUCUAUAAGUUAUCCAGCUCUGUUAUACUUUCCCUAACACAACACUGUUUACAUGAUAGAUUAUUAGUGUGUAUGUAAAUGUACUGACUGAUUCUGUGUUGUGCUGUUUGACUACACAUUCCCUUUCUAACUUGCAUCAACCAUAGAAUUGCUUGACAAGAUAAAUAACAUUGCUGCUUGGGAUGACACAAGCCUAACAGGUGUAUGGCAAAAGGAGUCAUCAGAGGUUGAAUGAUUUGUGUGUUUGUGUGUGUGCAUCCACUCAGUCUGUCUCAUUUGCAUCGUGAGCAACAAUUUGUUUGGGAAGGGGUUUAAUUCAUAGCUUGCAGUACUCUAAAGGCCACUUUUAGAAACGUCAUGUUUUUCUUUCAGGUGAGGUCUUGACGGAGAGGUCAAACAAAAUAUGUCUUUACAGCGUCUGUGUUUUCAGUUUUUGCUCAUAGACCACUUUAGGGAAAAGUUGUUUUCCUGUUUGUGUCACACUUCUCCAUGUGCAGUGUUUGAUUUUUUUUUGGGUCUGUAUUUAUUGUUUUAAACAUAAUCUCUGAUAUUGAAAUGUAUCUAUUUUACAGAGCACCAUUGUAAAACUAAAUCAGUUUAGUUUUUAUUGAUUUAGACUGUUUAUAAAGGUGGUACUUAUAUGACAAACUUUUCAUUCCUAACCUGUCUGGGUUCAGUUGCCCUUUUCUUGUUUUACAUGUUUUUCAGUCUGCCUAUAACCAUGUAAUGACGACCACUUUAUUCCCAUCUUUAUGUUUCGGUGUGGAUGCUGUGUGUGUGGGUUGGGUGGGGUGGGGUGGGGUUACGUGGCGAAGAUUGUGUCCUUCCAGCCCUGGUAAUUGCAGUAGUUUGUAAUCAGGUUUUAUCAAGAGAAUGUUCAAGGACCUCUAUGCAAUGUUUGCCUCUUGGUUUUAUUCUGUGGCAGUCUGAACUGACAAGCACUUAGCUGAGAAUGUAUAUUCAUUAUAUCCACUGUCCUGCAUGGAUGUACUGUAUAAACAGACAACAUAUCUCACAGCAGAACUUUUUUGCUUAAGUUUGAACCCUGUUUGUUGAGCUACUUUCAGUUGUUUGACAUCGAGUGAAAUAUUGUGCAUCUCCCAGAUGCUUUAAAAGGUGACUGUGCCAAGUGGGAAUAAGGAGGAAAAAUUAGAGAAAAUGUUAUUGGAAUUCUGAAUUGUAGUUUUACUCCAAAAUGUGUCCAUUUCUCUUCAGACAUUCUUAUGUAUUAGUCAAUAUGUAGCAUCAAUAACAAGGACAACUGAUCAAAUCAGUCAUUUUCAACUUGAAUAUCAAUGGCAAACCUAAUUUCUUCCAUUGUCCCACAGGACAUUCAUUAUAUCUCCAGUCCCGUGUCAAAUAUCGAAGUUCAUUGACCAUGAGAAGGAACCAAAGAUGUUUCCUUUUUUGUCUUUUGCAGUACUUUUAUCUGGCUGUGUAUAUUUUGUUUCUUGUUAAAUAAAAGAUGUAACAGUGUA